Messenger RNA from Phytophthora nicotianae INRA-310, 1461 nucleotides. RefSeq lists its product as hypothetical. Bases 316 to 1422 code for a protein of 368 amino acids. NCBI's taxonomy places the organism in Eukaryota, Oomycota, Peronosporomycetes, Peronosporales, Peronosporaceae. The record is from RefSeq and is a predicted model, not a curated record. The transcript has a single exon.
AAGCCUACAUAUUACCGAUCUCGAAGAGAUUCCGAUCUGCUCUUCCCGAACAUCUGCUUUGUAAGGACUGAACGCUCAAAAUGGGCCCUAGUACCGAGACCCAGUCUGGGCCGCCCAGGCCCAUGGAGCUGGCUUUGUACUUUACAGGCACCAACUUGUACUUUCGUAAUCCCCAAUGGGUCACAUCAGGGAGGGCGUGGAGGGCUUUGAACUGCCUCUACAGGUGUUCUCGCAGCUCAUGAGCUCAUAGAUCUAUCUGCGCUGGAAUCGGCUGGUCGAAGCAGCACACUCGCACCAGCCAGGGGGUCGACCACCAUGACGACCCAGGGUGUUAAUGCAGGAAGUCCCUCUAACACUCUACGACGAGUACAGGAAGUCGCUGACGGUGACAACGACAGCAUAGGUGCUGGGUCGGGCUCACUCAGGACGGUGGACAUGUCGUUUCUCUCAAACGCGACCAGCUAUGUCGAUGACAGCGGCGUGGGCCAUGUCAAAGCGAACGACAGCAUGGACUGGUCAGAUAUUCUGCCCAACGACAGCACAGUGCACAUUAUCUACGAAGGGUCCGGGUCCACGGAGGAGAUUCUUAUCAUCCCUGUCAAUGACACUGCACCGAAGUCUACGGAAUCUUCAUCCAGCAGUUCUUCCGGCAGCGGUUCGAUGGCAGGAAACAGCUCCGUGGUCGACAAUCUCCCGACAGGUUCGAGCGACGAUAGCAGCUCCGGUGACAGCGUGGGAGUCAUAGGUACAGGUUCGAGUUCGACCACGCUUGUGAUCGUGGCUUCUGUUCUGGCCAUAAUCGCCAUCGCGGCAAUAUGUGCCGUGGUAAUGUAUGGCCGGAGGAAUCGGCGACGAGCGUACUCAGAAGACCCGAGCAACCAUGAUGAGCCUUUCAUCGUGGGUUCACUGCCUCAUCAGCCUGCCCCACAGCUUAGCAUGUUGGACACGGAUAUUACGCCGGACUUAUGGGUCGAAGGCCAGUACCAGUACUCGCCCAACAUGAGCGGAUUGGAGAACUCACUUAGCGGCACUGCCAUUCUAUCGGACAACAACACGACUUCGCUAGACCACCGACUCACCGUCGACGCCUACCCGUUUGGCCCCAACACAAAGCGAGGACGUCGUUAUAAUACCCCACUGGAGCCCAAUAGCCAGCGCAGUCAUCGCAACAAUGCGCCUCUAGACGAUAUUUCGGAUCGAGGUCGUUAUCGGCGAGGUACCACACCGGUUGUGCUGUACGAGGAAGACUCGAUGGAGGAGUACCAGACCAACUCAAGCAGGAAAAAUCACUCACAGCGACGAACGUCACAGCGACAUAGACCAUCUUCGCAGCAACACCGGCAUCAGAGACAUCGAGAGUCGCUUCAGCUGCAACGCAUCAGUCGUAGAGAUAAAUAUGCAACCCGACGAGACAGGAGGUAGAUUUCCAGUGUAUAAAAAACGUAUUUUGCCAUUUGCCGU